Molecule: messenger RNA, 1827 nt
Organism: Eufriesea mexicana
Lineage: Eukaryota; Metazoa; Arthropoda; Insecta; Hymenoptera; Apidae
Gene: Patsas
Product: palmitoyltransferase Patsas
Exons: 9
Coding region: 166-1827 (553 amino acids)
Biological process (GO): protein palmitoylation
Cellular component (GO): Golgi membrane
Molecular function (GO): palmitoyltransferase activity; protein binding
Source: RefSeq, a predicted model, not a curated record
CCGGAAGGUGGAACAAUUACUGUACAGGGCGCAUCCUUUAGGACACCUUCCGAACACGAGCGUAUAAAUUCGGAACUCGCAACGCUUUGCAAAGUGUAUCCUGUAAGCCCUGUAACAGGGCCGGGUGCAGCAAGAUCCGUAUGGGAAUUAAGUCCCGAUCCCGACAUGGUCGGGCAUCUACCGAAUACUCCAAUUUCUAGCACUACUCAUCAAAGCCAAGGAUCAGCUAAAGGCUCUGAAUUACCAUCAAGAAAUGGUCCCGAUGACAAUAUUUAUACUGACGAAACUGCUCCAGGUCAAACACCAUCGGAUGAGACGAAACGAAUUUUCGAACUUCUUAGAUCCAGUGAAAUUGGAGCAGUCGAUGAGUUGGUAGAAAAGAACGGUUUAAGUGUAUUAAGUGCAAGGGAUGAAUGGGGAUAUACACCCGCUCAUUGGGCUGCUCUGGAUAGAAAUAUUGAAGUGAUGAGAUACUUAAUAGAACGAAAUGGACCAGUUGACCUUCCAUGUCUUGGAACUCAAGGACCAAGACCAAUACAUUGGGCUUGUCGGCAAGGUCAUAGUGCAAUAGUUCAGCUACUACUAAAGGCAGGGGUUGCUGUUAAUGCAGCAGAUUUUAAAGGUUUAACACCUCUCAUGACUGCAUGUAUGUUUGGAAGAUUUGUAACAGCAACAGUUUUAUUAGGAUCUGGUGCAUUAGGACAUUUAACAGAUAUAAAUGGAGACACUGCUCUUCAUUGGGCUGCAUAUAAAGGACAUGCAGAAUUAAUAAGAUUACUUAUGUAUAGUGGGGUAGAUUUACAAAAACCAGAUUACUUUGGAUCCACUCCACUCCACUUAGCAUGUCUUUCUAGAAAUGUCAGUUGUGUUAAAAUAUUAUGUGAGAAAAGCAAAAUCGAAUUAGAACCUCGUGACAAAAAUGGUAAAACACCGCUACAGUUAGCGAAAAGUCAUCGACAUUCAGAGAUUGUAAGAAUAUUACAGGCUGAACAAAAACGGCGAGCUAGAUGGAUUCCACCUAUUAAUGAACUUUGGGCGUUGCUAUUUGGUGGUGCUGGAAAUAGUAAAGGUCCUAUAUUACUAUUUAUGAUAUCUGUCCUUUUAUGGGGAUAUCCAAUGUAUUUAUUAAAAUGUAUUCCAUUAACAUGGAAUCUUUUACGUGGUAGUCAUUAUUGCUUUAUUUAUUGGAAUAUUGUUAUGUGGAUCUCAUGGAUUGUAGCAAACAGAAGAGAUCCUGGCUAUGUACCACAGAAUACUGAAACCUACUAUAGAGCAAUUAAACAGAUUCCAUAUUAUGAUAAGUGGAAAAAAAGGAAUGUAGUAUUAUCUCGUUUAUGUCAUAGUUGUAGAUGUUUUAGGCCUCUGAGAGCUAAACAUUGCAGAAUCUGUAAUAGAUGUGUUACAUACUUUGAUCAUCACUGUCCAUUUAUAUAUAAUUGUGUUGGUUUGAGAAACAGAAUGUGGUUCUUUCUUUUUGUUAUGUGUGUAGCAAUAAACUGUUCAUUUACUAUUUAUUUUGCUUGCUACUGUAUGGCAAUUGAAGGAAUCCAAUUAUUAUAUGUAUUAGGCAUAUUAGAAGCAUUAGUAUUCUGUGGACUUGGAUGGAUUUUGACAUGCACUUCACUACUGCAUGCAUGUAUGAAUUUAACUACAAAUGAAAUGUUCAAUUACAAACGAUAUUCGUAUUUAAGAGACAAGAAAGGAAGAUAUUUAAACCCCUUUAGUAGGGGUCCUGUACUUAAUUUUAUUGAAUUCUUUCUUUGUCCACCAAAUCAUCAAGCAAAUGAUCCUCAAAAUUAUCAUAUACUUUCAGAAGAUAUCAUGUAA